GAUAAUUCGACAAUUCACUUCACCUGUUGUUCGGCUCUGCCCUGCACAUUUGCCAUGGCACCCGUCAAAAGAAAGGCCGUCACCGAUGAGCGGCCAAGCAAAAAGGCAAAGCCGGCAGACGUGAAAGAAGUGAAAGAGAGCGCCAGCAAACCGGACAGGACCGAGUCGCGGAAGGAAGAGAAGCGGAAUGCUAAGGAGAAAAAAGAGCGACUGGCACGCAGUGGCGGCGAGCCUGGAGAAAAGAAGGCACCUGUGAAGUCAAUCUUGCAGCAGGAAGAGACUGCCUUCCCAAGAGGCGGCGGGAGUGUAUUGACGCCCAUAGAGCGAAAGCAGAUUGAGGCACAGGCAGAGCGCGAUGUUCUGUUCGAGCAAGAGACGGGACAAAAGGCCGGUGCUGAGGACGAUGAUGGCGAGUUGUUUGACGAGGCAGAGUCUGCACCUGCAUCGAAGAAAAAGCGCAAGGCCGAACGAAAGAGCGAUGGAGUUUCCAAAGUGGAUGGAAGUGGCAUCAAAAUAUCAGGGCUGAGCUACAAGUCACUCGCUGUGGGCAGUGUUGUACUUGGUAGAGUAACAGCAAUCACUGGUCGAGACAUCGCCCUUGCGCUUCCAAAUAACCUGACAGGAUAUGUGCCCAUCACCUCUGUGUCAGAACGAUUGACGACGCGAAUCGAGCGAUUACUGGACGAUGCCAAAUCUGGCGCCGAUGACAGCGACGAGGACGAAGACAUCGACCUAAAGCAGUUGUUCCAUAUCGGCCAAUGGCUACGCGCCGUUGUCACUACCACUGGCACAGAUCCAGCAGAGGGAAAGAGCAAAAAGCACAUCGAGCUGUCCUUGGACCCUUCUGCAGUCAAUGGAGGUCUACCAGAGGAGAGUGUGGUAGUCAACAGCACCGUACAGGCAACUGUCAGAAGUGUCGAAGAUCAUGGUCUAGUCAUGGAUCUUGGUCUUGCGGACGACAGUGUCAAGGGCUUUGUGAGCAAGAAAGAGCUGGGCUCGGCGUAUACUCUGGAAAAGAUACAAGACGGACAGGUGAUGCUUUGUCUGGUCACUGGCAAGGGCAGUAAUGGAAAAGUCCUCAAGAUCUCUCCAGACCCAAGCAGAAUGUCGCUGGCAUUGGGCGACAAAAAGUUGCCGACUGUCAACGAUGCGCCAUCAGUGGAUGCAUUUCUCCCCGGUACUGCUGUCACUGUCUUGAUCACCGAGUCUGGAGUACAGGGCAUCGCCGGCAAGAUCAUGGGCAUGCUUGAUGUGACAGCCGAUGUCAUCCAUGCGCAGGUGAUCGGACUGGAAGACAAGGACGUCAGCAAAAAAUACAAGGUCGGCAGCAAAGUCUCGGCUCGCAUCAUUUAUGCAAUUCCUGGGGACGAUGGCGCUCGGCGGGUGGGAAUUUCGCUCCUUGCACACACGUUGUCGCUUGUGCCGCCUCCUGGAAGACUCCCCGAUAUUGCAACGAAAUCGUUGAAGGCUCAAGCGGCUGAGCUGGAGCAAAUGCUGCCAAUGUCGUCUAUCGUUGAGAAGGCCAAAAUUACCCAGGUCUCGCCCAACAAAGGACUAUAUCUCAGGAUAUCCACCAAAGUGGGACGGGAGGAGCGCGUCUCGACCGCUUUUGCACACAUCUCGCAAAUAUCGGACAAGCGAAUUGACUCACUGUCAUCCACAUCGGGCUCCUACACGAUCGAUUCUGCACACAAAGUACGCAUAAUUGGCUACAGUCCGGUGGACAACAUGUAUUAUGUAUCACUGAAACAGUCUGUGCUUGAUCAAGCCUUCUUGCGUUUGGAAGAUCUCAUCGUCGGUGACCUCGUGAAUGGCACAGUGGAUAAGAUCAUUCUGGGAGGCACCACAGGCGUUACUGGAAUCCUUGUUAAAUUGAGCGACAACAUCACUGGACUCGUGCCGGAACAGCAUAUCAGCGAUGCGCAGCUGAAGAACCCCGAACGCAAAUACCGCGAAGGCUUCCCAGUGAAGGCAAGAAUCCUAUCUGUGGACACAGAGAAGAGACAUGUUCGUCUUACCUUGAAGAAGCAGCUGGUGGAUGAUGUCGACGGAAAGAUCUGGAAAGCUUACGAUGAUCUGAAACCAGGAAUGGAGAGCAAGGGCACCAUCAUCAAGCUGCAUCCCAAUGGAGCUGUCGUUCAAUUUUAUGGCCCCGUCAGAGCGUGGUUGCCAGUCGCAGAGAUGAGCGAAACGUUCAUUGAGCGUCCAGAGCAGCACUUCCGGCUCGGACAAACCAUCCGCGUCAAAAUCGUCUCUGUCAGUCCCGAGGCCCAGGAGAUGAAGGUCACAUGCAAAGAUAGCGUCGCUUUUGACGAGGACCAGGAGCAGGCUUGGAACAAUAUCUCUGGCGGACAGCUUGUCAGUGGAACAGUAACUGAGAAGUCCUCCGAGACUAUCUCUGUCGAUCUAGAGAGUGGGCUCAAGGGUAUCAUCCGUGUGAUGCACUUGGUCGAUGGCUCUCUCGCGAAGGCUGAGAAGGAGGCAAAGCGCAUCCGCGUCGGGCAGAAGUUGCAGAACUUGCUUGUGCUUGACAAACAGGAUCGUAGCCAGACCGUGCUGCUGAGUAAUAAGCCCAGCUUGGUCGAAGAUGCCAAAUCCGACAAGCUGAUCACUACUUUCUCUGACAUCGCUCAAGGAGUCAAGGUUCGCGGAUUCGUGAGGAACACCACAGCCGACGCAGUUUAUGUCGAGUUCGCCAAUGGCAUCGUCGGUCUGCUACCCAAGAGUCAGAUCUUGGCCGAGUCUUUGAGCAAGCCUGAAUUUGGUAUGCGCAAGGACCAAACUUUGAACCUCUGGGUACUCGACAUGGACCACACAGGGAAGCGGUUUCGCUUGACCAUGCGCGAGCAAGCGGCAUCUGCAGAUCAAACUAGUAGCUCUGCGCCUGCUACUCUCGACGCCCUGAGCAAACCUAUCGACUCGUCUCUGAAGUCGAUGUCAGAUCUGGAGCCAGGCAGAAUCACAAAGGCGCGCAUUGCUUCCGUCCGUGCGACACAAAUCAAUGUCCGACUUGCAGACAAUGUUCAAGGGCGAGUGGAUGUGAGCGAAGUCUUUGAUUCUUGGGAAGAGAUCGCCAACAAAGCAGCCCCCUUGCAGAAUUUCAAACAAAACGAUCUGAUCGACGUCAAGGUCUUGGGUAUCCAUGAUGCUCGCAACCACCGCUUCCUACCUUUUAGCCACAGACAGGGCAAGACCCCGGUCUUCGAGCUCUCUGCAAAGAAAUCCCGAGUGGAAAAGGACGACAAGUCUUUGCUCGAGCUUGAUUCCGUGAAAGCGGGCUCAUCUCACCUCGCUUUUGUCAAUAACCACGCAGAAAACUGUGUUUGGGUUAAUCUCUCGCCAAAUGUUCGGGGCCGAGUUGCUUUGAUGGACUUGUCUAACGACGUCGGCCAAUUGCAGAAUGUGGAAAAUCGUUUCCGCGUGGGGUGUGCGUUGCGUGUCAAGGUCAAGGCCGCCGAUAUCAGCACUGGUCGACUAGACCUCACUGCCAGACAGGAUGAAGCAUCAGCCGCCUUGACGCUCAAAGACUUGUCACCGGGCAUGGUGCUCCCUGCACGCGUCAUCAAGUCCACUGAGCGCGCAGUCACUGUUGAACUCGCGAAAGAUCUGAUCUGUCAUGUGCCAUUGGUCGAACUCAGCGACGACUACGAUGAGGUCAACCUUGCGCAGUACAACAAGAAUGACAUUGUGCGUGUCUGCGUGAUCGGCGUCGAUACCCCAAACAAGCGAGCCUUUGUCAGUUUGAGACCAUCUAAGGUCUUGAGCUCCAGCCUGCCUGUCAAGGAUCACCACAUCUCGAAUGUCUCCCAGGUGAAGGCUGGCGACAUCGUACGCGGCUUUGUCAAGAAGGUCGCGGACAAGGGAGUUUUCAUCUCACUUGGCGCCGACGUGGAUGCUCUCGUUCGUAUCGCAGAUCUGAGUGACCAAUUCGUGAAGGAAUGGCGGUCAAUCUUCGAAGUGGAUCAACUUGUGAAGGGCCGCGUUCUCUCUGUCGACACAGAAAGCAGACAGAUUCAAUUGAGCUUGAAGCCGUCCCAUGUUGGUGGCCACUACGAGCCGCCUCUCGGCAUCACGGACAUUGAAGUGGGCAUGAACGUCACUGGAAGGGUCAGGAAAGUCGAGGAUUUCGGUGCCUUCAUCGACAUCGACAACACCCAACCCCGACUUUCUGGUCUCUGCCAUAGAAGCGAAGUGGCUGCUCGACGCAUCGAGGAUGUUCGCAAGUUGUACAGUGCUGGCGACGUGGUCAAGGCAAAGGUGCUGAGUGUUGAUGUUGAGAACCGCAAGAUCAGCUUGGGCUUGAAAGCCAGCUACUUCGCUAACGAAAGGGACGAAGUCGACGAGGAUGAGGAAGAAGAGAGUGAAAACGAAGACGUCGACAUGGAUGGCGGUGUUGAACUCGAAGACGACUCAGAGGGCGGCAUCGAUAUUGACCUAGCGGACGUGCAAGAUGCAGACAGCGACGACGAGGAUGCAGCAGAAGAUGCCAUGGAUGUUGAUGAAGAGCCUGCGGCAGCAAGUGGUGGACUGAAGACCACUGGCUUCGAUUGGGCAGGUGAUAGCCUCGACGCAGAGACGAACGGCGCCGCUUACGAAUCCGAACCGGAGACCAUGACCGUCAAAAAGAAGAAGAGAAAAUCAGAGAUCAAAGAAGACUUGACUGGCGAUCUGGACAAGAACGGACCUCAAAGCAACAGCGAUUUCGAAAGGCGACUUCUUGGUGAGCCCAACAACUCGAGUCUCUGGAUUGAGUACAUGGCAUUCCAGCUCCGACUCAGUGAGGUCCAACAAGCACGUAACAUCGCCGAACGUGCUCUGCGCACCAUCAACAUUCGCGAGACCGACGAGAAGGCUAACAUCUGGAUCGCGUGGAUCAAUCUCGAAGUGGAAUAUGGCGACGAUGAGACCGUAGAGGGAGUCUUCAAAAAUGCAUGCCAAGUGCAAGAUCCUCUCGAGAUGCACGAGAAACUCGCUUCCAUCUAUAUCGAUUCGGGCAAACACAACGAAGCAGAUGGCAUAUUUGAACGCGUCGUUGCCAACAAGAACUUCCGCGCUUCCCCAGACGUCUGGCUCAACUACGCGACCUUCCUGCUCAACAACCUUCGCAAGCCUGAGCGAGCUCACGCGCUCUUGUCAAAAGCUCUCCAAUCUGUCCCCGUAAGCGAGCAUCGUCUCUUGACAGCCAAAUUCGCUGCCCUAGAAUUCCGAACAGCGGCUGGCGACCCUGAGCGUGGUCGCACAAUGUUCGAAAACAUACUCGACGAAUAUCCGAAAUGGAGUUCGGGUUGGGAUAUGUGGGUCGACAUCGAGCGAAGCAGGAUAGCCCACUGCGAAAGCGAUGAAGCGAAAGCCGAGGCGAUCGAGAAGACGAGGGCGUUGUUUGAGAGGACCAUUAAGGUGCCAAUGAAGAAGAGAAGAGCGAAGUUCGUUUUCAAGAAGUGGCUAGAAUUCGAGAACAAGGAGGGUGCAAUGCCUGUGGGCGGCAAGAAGGGAAAGAAGGGCAAUGCUGGUGGCAGUCAGGCUGAGAGAGUCACUGUUCUGGCGAGAGAAUAUGUGCAGAAGCUGGAGGAGAAGAAAGGUGGUGAUGGCGACGAUGAGGAGUAAUUUGUACUGGACUCAUGCAUGGGCGAAACCAAAAGCGCAGGACGGACAAACUUGGAAUGGUGUAGGAUGUAACAAUGUAUAGCACGCAUAUGUGCAAAAAGCGUCAAUUCAUGGCCGUAUGCAUCUGCGGACCCGACUGUGAGUGCUAUUGCCGUUUCUGAUAGCUUGCUUACUUUACUAC
Molecule: messenger RNA, 5785 nt
Organism: Cercospora beticola
Lineage: Eukaryota; Fungi; Ascomycota; Dothideomycetes; Mycosphaerellales; Mycosphaerellaceae
Gene: RRP5
Product: Rrp5p
Biological process (GO): rRNA processing
Cellular component (GO): small-subunit processome; nucleolus
Molecular function (GO): RNA binding; protein binding
Source: RefSeq, a predicted model, not a curated record